GUCCAGGCGGGUGGCCAGCUCUCCCUCUGCGGCAGACGCUGGAGGAAGACAGCAGCCCCACCGCCAGCCGACCGUCCGCACACACACCUGUCGGUCUAGCUGCCGCUGUCCUCCUGGAAGCCUUCUGUCUGUCCAGCUGUCUGUCAUCUGGACUCGGUGCAAUUGUCUGUCUGACCUUCCUCCUCUGUCCAGCCAUCUGGCUGUCAAUCCGCUUGUUUGUCUGUCUCUGGUCCCCGUCUGUUUGUCCAUCUGCCCCAUCAUCUGUGAGUCUAUCUGCUUGUUAUCCGUUCUUCCGUCUGUCUCUGUGCAUCUCUCUGUCCGCUGGUCUGUGCGCCCACCUGCCUCCCCACUCCCCCGGGGCCGCAGAGCCAUGGCCCAGGGCCGCGGGGCCGUGGUCAGCGUGGUGCUGCUGGGGCUGGGGCUGGCGCUGGCCGUCAUCGUGCCCGUCUUGGUCGUCUCUCGGCACCGUGUCGGCUGUGGCCCCCAGGCCUUCGCCCACGCCGCGGUCGCUGCGGACUCCAAGAUCUGCUCGGACAUUGGACGGGCCGUGCUGCAGCAGCAGGGCUCGCCCGUGGACGCCGCCAUCGCGGCUCUGGUCUGCACGGGUGUGGUCAACCCGCAGAGCAUGGGCCUGGGUGGAGGCGUCAUCUUCACCAUCUACAACGCGACCACCGGGCAGGUGGAGGUCAUCAACGCCAGGGAGACGGUGCCCGCCAGCCACGUCCCGGGUCUGCUGGGCCAGUGUGAGCAGGCCCAGCCUCUGGGCACAGGCGCCCAGUGGAUCGCGGUCCCCGGGGAGCUCCGUGGCUACGCGGAGGCCCACCGCCGCCACGGCCGCCUGCCAUGGGCGCGGCUGUUCACGCCCACCAUCGCGCUGCUCCGCGGGGACCUCCGCGUGCCCCACGUCCUCAGCCUCUUCCUGCACAGCAGCCUCCUGCGUCCUUCCCUGUACGCAUCGUCCCUGAGGCAGCUCUUCUUCAACGGGACAGACCCCCUGAGGCCUCAGGACCCACUCCAGUGGCCCGCGCUGGCCGCUACGCUGGAGACCGUGGCCGCGGAAGGCGCGGAGGCCCUCUACACUGGGAGGCUGGGCCGGAUGCUGCUGGAGGACAUCGCCAAGGAAGGCAGCCAGCUGACCGCGCAGGACCUGGCGUCCUUCCGGCCGGAGGUGGUGGACGCCCUGGCGCUGCCCCUGGGGGACUACACCCUGUACUCGCCGCCGCCGCCCGCAGGGGGCGCUCUUCUCAGCCUCGUCCUCAACGUGCUCAAAGGGUUCAACUUCUCCGCGGAGUCAGUGGCCAGGCCAGAGGGGAGCGUGAACCUAUACCAUCACCUCGUGGAGACGCUCAAGUUUGCUGGUGGGCAGAGGUGGCGGCUGUGGGACCCCCGAAGCCACCCGGAGGUGCAGAACACCUCCCAGGACCUGCUAGGGGAGGCUCUGGCCCAGCACAUCCGCCAGCAGAUCGACGCCCGGGGUGACCACCAGCCCAGCCAUUACAGCCUGACCGGGACCUGGAGCCACAGGAUGGGCACGGCCCACGUGUCCGUGCUGGGGGAGGAUGGCAGCGCCGUGGCCGCCACCAGCACCAUCAACACGCCCUUUGGCGCCAUGGUGUACUCACCGCGCACCGGCAUCCUCCUCAACAACGAGCUCCUGGACCUGUGCUGGAGGCACCCACGGGGCUCCGGAGCCGCUCCCCCGCCGGGUGAGCACGGGGCCCCGCGCGAGAGGCGGGCCGGCGGGCAGGACGGGACGCGGGGGCAGGGGGCGGCCCUGGGGGGGGCGCCGGCUUGGAAGCAAGGCUGCACCGACACCCUCUGGCCUCCAGUCCCAGGCGAGCGGCCCCCGUCGUCCAUGGUUCCCUCCGUCCUGGUCAGCGCAGCGCAGGGCUCGACGCUGGUGAUCGGCGGGGCCGGCGGAGAGCUCAUCGUCCCCGCUGUGGCCCAGGCCAUCGUGAACAAGCUGUGGCUGGGCUUCGACCUGCAAGCCGCCAUCGCGGCCCCCAUCCUGCACGUGGACAGCAAGGGCCGGGUGGAGUACGAGCCCAGCUUCAGCCAGGAGGUGCAGAAGGGGCUCCAGGAGCGGGGCCAGAGCCAGACCGAGAGGCCCUUCUUCCUGAAUGUGGUCCAGGCCGUGUCUCAGGACGGGGCCUGUGUGUAUGCCGCAGCGGACCCCAGGAAGGGCGGGGAGCCCUCGGGCUACUGACGAGGCUGGUCCCUCCGCAGAGCUGGGGUCCCGCCCGGCGUGCACCCAGGCUGGCCUGGCCUGUGAGACUGAGCACUCGGGCAGGACCUGGACCCCUUGGCGGGACGGUCAGCCCGGGGCCGCAAGAGGUGGGGACAGCCCAGCCCAGCAGCUAGAUGGCUGUGGGGGCGAGCCUCCCACCCAGAGCCCCUGCGGCCCUGCCCUGACCCUCCCGUCUCCCGAGGCCUCUCCCCCAGGACUGUGCCCACCCCACCCCCGAGGCCCCACCCCCACCCAUGUACCCUCCAGUCCAAGAUUAAAGAAGAGGC
Molecule: messenger RNA, 2514 nt
Organism: Hippopotamus amphibius kiboko
Lineage: Eukaryota; Metazoa; Chordata; Mammalia; Artiodactyla; Hippopotamidae
Gene: GGT5
Product: gamma-glutamyltransferase 5
Exons: 11
Coding region: 371-2206 (611 amino acids)
Biological process (GO): glutathione catabolic process
Molecular function (GO): glutathione gamma-glutamate hydrolase
Source: RefSeq, a predicted model, not a curated record